AUGGGGCUGCUGAGCAGCAAGAGGCAGGCCAGCGAGAAGGGCAGGGGCUGGAGCCCUGUGAAGGCUGGAGCCCAGGGCAAAACUUCCCCUCCACUGCCACCUGUGGUUGUCUUUAACCACCUUGCCCCUCCACCUCCUGAACAGCAUUCUGAUCAAGGUGAGAACGGGGCACAGGAGUUUUCUCCUGAGGUUCAGUUUUGUGUUCGAAUUAGGGCAUUUGGGAGAGCUGGAGACUGGUGGUUGGUCAAGUCACUUGUCACUGGGAGAGAAGGCUAUGUGCCCAGCAACUUUGUGGCCCCAGUGGAGACCCUCGAAGUAGAAAAGUGGUUCUUCAGGACGAUACGUCGGAAAGAUGCUGAGAGGCAGCUGCUGGCACCAAUGAACAAGGCAGGUUCCUUCCUCAUCAGAGAGAGCGAGACCAAUAAAGGCGCCUUUUCCCUGUCUGUGAAGGACGUCACCACCCAAGGGGAGAUGGUCAAGCACUAUAAGAUCCGCUCUCUGGACAAAGGCGGCUAUUACAUCUCGCCCCGGAUCACCUUCCCUUCUCUCCAGGCCCUGGUGCAGCACUAUUCCAAGAAAGGGGAUGGUUUAUGCCAGAGGCUGACCCUGCCCUGUGUGAGCUCAGCCCCACAGAACCCCUGGGCCCAAGAUGAAUGGGAAAUCCCUCGUCAGUCUCUCAAGCUGGUCCGGAAACUCGGGUCUGGGCAGUUUGGCGAAGUCUGGAUGGGUUAUUACAAAAACAACAUGAAAGUGGCCAUCAAGACCCUGAAGGAGGGAGCCAUGUCUCGGGAAGCUUUCCUGGGCGAGGCUAACAUGAUGAAAACCCUGCAGCAUGAGAGGCUGGUUCGUCUCUACGCUGUGGUCACCAGAGAGCCUAUCUACAUUGUCACCGAGUACAUGGCCAGAGGAUGCUUGCUGGAUUUUUUGAAGACGGAUGAAGGUAGCAGAUUGUCCCUUCCAAGACUGAUUGACAUGUCAGCUCAGAUUGCUGAAGGAAUGGCUUACAUCGAGCGUAUGAAUUCCAUCCACCGUGACUUGCGGGCAGCCAACAUCCUGGUAUCUGAAACCUUAUGCUGCAAAAUUACACAACGCCCCACCAGGGCCAAGUUCCCCAUCAAGUGGACUGCCCCUGAGGCCAUACAUUUCGGGGUGUUCACCAUCAAGGCGGAUGUGUGGUCCUUUGGAGUUCUGCUGAUGGAGAUCAUCACCUAUGGGCGUGUGCCCUACCCAGGAAUGAACAACCCUGAAGUUAUCCACAGUCUGGAGCGUGGUUACCGAAUGCCAUGCCCAGACACGUGCCCACCAGAGCUGUACCGUGACAUCAUCACCGAGUGCUGGCAAAGCCGGCCAGAAGAGCGGCCCACCUUUGAGUUUCUGCAGUCAGUGCUAGAGGACUUCUACACAGCCACCGAGGGCCAGUAUGAGCUGCAGCCCUAG
Nannospalax galili (Upper Galilee mountains blind mole rat) is the source of this 1437-nucleotide messenger RNA. RefSeq names its product BLK proto-oncogene, Src family tyrosine kinase (gene Blk). The coding region runs from base 1 to 1437 and encodes 478 amino acids. Gene Ontology annotation, cellular component: extrinsic component of cytoplasmic side of plasma membrane. The record is from RefSeq and is a predicted model, not a curated record. The transcript has 11 exons. Gene Ontology annotation, molecular function: non-membrane spanning protein tyrosine kinase activity; ATP binding; signaling receptor binding. Gene Ontology annotation, biological process: cell differentiation; innate immune response; cell surface receptor protein tyrosine kinase signaling pathway. Lineage: Eukaryota; Metazoa; Chordata; Mammalia; Rodentia; Spalacidae.